UCCGGUCCCACAUAAAUAAAUAGCUUCAGAAGGAUGUGGGAGAAGAGAGAUGUUGCUGCCAGUGGAAAAAGAACAAUGUUGAGGCAACUCUCCCCUGUUUAUCUUCCAGUCUGGGGAUUACAGGCACGUUCCCUCUGGAUUUCUUGCCCACUGAAGGAUGCUCUGUUCUGACGGCGCUCACAUCGAGGACUACCGGACUUUUCUCACUGUUUCUUUUCUCACCUACUCGCCAGAGAGCCGCUGAUCUCGCCAGUCAGAGGAGCCCAUGGAGUCCGUCCCCGUGGUAGACGGUCCACUCCACAUUUGUGCGCGGCAAUAGAUAUAAGAAACAUCGGCAGCCGAUCAACUCCAUGGUUUUCUGACUUUAUCAAGGCUGUGAUUUUUGGCAUCUGAUAAAGAGAUGACCCAGGAACAGUGCCCUCAUAGGAACAAUGUCCAGAGUACUGAAAAACCGCAACUGUAUAAAGUGGGGAUCUACGGCUGGCGGAAACGUUGCCUUUACUUCUUUGUCCUCCUCCUCAUGAUCCUCAUCGUGGUCAACCUCGCUCUCACCAUCUGGAUCCUCAAAGUUAUGAACUUCACUAUAGAUGGCAUGGGUCACCUGCGUAUCACAGAAAGAGGCCUGAAACUGGAGGGCGAUUCGGAGUUCCUUCAGCCGCUGUAUGCCAAAGAAAUCCAGUCCAGACCAGGAAGCCCAUUGUUCCUGCAGUCUUCUAAGAACGUGUCUGUCAACAUCCUCAACGAGAAGAAGCAAUUAGUAUCUCAACUCGUUGCAGGUGCUCAUGGAGUUCAUGCACGGGGCAAAAUGCUGGAGGUAAAAUCAAGUGCAGGAAAACUGCUCUUCUCUGCGGACGACCAUGAGGUGGUAGUUGGUGCAGAGAGAUUACGAGUUAUGGGAGCGGAGGGCGCAGUGUUCAGUAACUCGGUGGAGACCCCGCACGUGAGGGCCGAGCCCUUCAAAGAGUUACGGCUGGAGUCUCCCACACGUUCGCUUUACAUGGAGGCGCCUAAAGGAGUGAAGAUAGAAGCCGACGCAGGGGAUUUCCAGGCGACCUGUAGGAGCGAUUUACGCCUGGAGUCGAAAGAUGGAGAGAUCACCUUGGAUGCCAGGAAAAUCAAGCUCUUACGUCUGCCGGAGGGAAAAGCCCCGUCCCCGUCUGGAACUAGACAGACUGUGUUUGAGGUGUGUGUCUGUCCCAACGGAAAACUCUUCUUAUCACAAGCAGGAACUGGAUCCACUUGCCAGAUCAGCAGCAACUUAUGCCUCUAGAUACACACAAACUCACUUCCACACACACACUACAUUACACUCACACAUACAGAGGACCCGUUCCUCUUAAAGAAUCCAACGCUGGACAAGAACCGAAAAGGAUUUCCUCAAGAUUCGUGUAAAACAAUGUUUGAACCAGAAACUUUCAAGGUGAUCACCAGAAAACCAUUCGACACAUCGUUAAAGUCGCGCAUACCUUCGCUUUUUCUCAUUAGCGUCCUCGUUUUCAAUCAGAAUCAAUAUGUUUUUGCUGAGGAAAGUACAGUGGGUGCUUUAUCUUGCAUACGCCGCAUUAAAUACGAGAGGUCAAAGCUAUUUGUAACAUCUCAUUUUGUAUUAUUACUCAAGUCCUACAUUGAUGGUGAUCACCUGAACCAAAACUGUGCUUGCACCGGGAUCGAACCCAUGCACCCACUCUGUUCAAAAAGGAGAACAGCGCCUGUGCCUUAAUACAAUGCACUCGUGGCAAGAAGCACACCCCCACUGACUUUGAUUUAGACAAGGAGACAUGCAUUUAAGUUACUUGACUUUUACUCCCACAGAUCAACUU
Messenger RNA from Pimephales promelas (fathead minnow), 1820 nucleotides. RefSeq names its product sarcoglycan, delta (dystrophin-associated glycoprotein) (gene sgcd). Gene Ontology annotation, biological process: cardiac muscle tissue development; heart contraction. The record is from RefSeq and is a predicted model, not a curated record. NCBI's taxonomy places the organism in Eukaryota, Metazoa, Chordata, Actinopteri, Cypriniformes, Leuciscidae. Gene Ontology annotation, cellular component: sarcolemma; sarcoglycan complex.